GGAUCAGGUGGCUUCCCUUGCCCCGGCCACUGACAGCCUAGUUCUGGACAGGAAGCGACACCCGGGGCCUCAGCAGAGAGCACUGAGCUAGGCCAGGCCUUUUCCCGUGCUUGCAGACUGAGGAGGGCACUGAGAGACAAGAGCCCCUGCUGCGUACUCCCGACACCCCCAGAAGGAGGCUCUGAGAAGUUGGCUGCCAGCAAUCACUUGUGUUGGGACAGUUGUGAAGGCCAAAAGAGAGAGAGAGAGAUAGAGAGAGAGCCAGAGACCACGGACAGCCCACCUGGUGGUGGACGCCAGCUUCUCCCCUCUUGCCUUCCUCGGGAGGUGACAUGGUGGUGCGGCACGGCUCGGACAAGGGGAAGGCCGGGGUAGGCGUGCCGUUGGAGCCCUUCCUGCACCAGGUCGGGGGCCACCUGAGCGUGCUGCGGUACGACGCCUACACGGUAUGCAAGCCCCUUAUCUUUCAGGAACAGAAGUUCUACGAGUCCCUGCCACUGGCCAUGAGACGCUUCACUCCGCAGUAUAAAGGUACCAUCACGGUGCAUCUCCGGAGAGACAGCAGAGGCCAUCUCGGCCUGGUUGCCAACCCGUUGAAGGAGAACCUGGAGCCUUUCCAGGUCUCCCCAGAGUCCAGAGCGGUAGCUCUCUGGCAGACACUUCAGCAGACCACCAGCAGUGAGGGCAGCCCCUGCCCCCUUGCCCAGAUGGCUCACUCACUGAAGGAGAGUGCAGCCAAGGCGCUCCUGAGGUCCGACUGCCACCUCAGUACCCAGGCCUCCCCGCUGGUGGAAAGUGCAGUUGGGAGCCAGAUAGAGAGAAAGGGCUUUAACCCGUGGGGCCUGCACUGUCACCAAGCCCACCUGAGUCGCCUGUGCUCCCAGUACCCGGAGGACAAGCGGCACCGGUUCUUGCUGUUGGAAAACGUGGUGUCCCAGUACAAGCAGCCCUGCAUCUUGGAUCUAAAGAUGGGGACCCGGCAGCACGGGGACGACGCGUCGGAGGAGAAAAAGGCCCGUCACAUGAAGAAGUGUGCGCAGAGUACUUCAGCCUGCCUGGGCGUGCGAAUCUGUGGCAUGCAGACACGCCAGAAGAGGGCGCCGGAUCCUAUUCCAGAUGGCUGUGAGCCACCAUGUGGUUGCUGGGAUUUGAACUCAGGACUUCUGGAGGAGCAAUCGGUGCUCUUAACCGCUGAACCAUCUCUCCUGCCCCCUACCCUUGUUCUUAUAAGACAGGCUGGACUGUAGGGAAACCGGCAGGACUCCAGCCCACCCCACCUCCCAACAGCCUGACUGCUCCAUACAAAACCGGGCUCUGCUUUGCCCGUAAACGUUAUGACUUUCCUUAAUUGAAACUGCCACCCCUCGAAGCUGAGAGUCGAGUCCAUAAAUUCAUCGCGCAGAUGUCCCUGGGAAGACUCGGAAUGCAACCCUCAAGAGAACAGAAUGGGGAUGAUUUGUGGAGUGAAAGGAAUCUCUCUGUGGACCUGCAGCCUUCUGCAAGUGAUCUGAUUUAUCUGAAAAGUGAUGCCUUUCGUGCGUUUGCAGAGGCUAAUUUAGCAGCCCAUCUUCAGCCUAUCAUAGCUUUCUGAUUAAAAACAAAGCAAAACACAUUAUGUAACACGAAGGCAAGACAGGCUUCCAAAGAGGACUAGCCAGUUACAGGCAGCCCUGUGCAUGGGUGCCAAGUCCCCCUGUGGCUCUUGCAGCAGCAGGCUGUGACUUCGUCUCUGCUGCCCCGAGCUGUCUGGACUGGAUAUGACCACCAUGGUGUCCUCAUCAGCAUCCUUCUUCUGCCUGCUCCCUUCAAAUGCCAGGGCAAGGGCAGGAAAUAAAGACACUGAAGAAAAGGACCAUUUGCUGGACAGGGAGGCUGAGGGCCUCUCUGCUUCCCAGGCUGCUGCCUGCAGGCCCUACCUAGGUCCAAGCUAGCCUUCUGUUCAUUUGACCUGGGAACAAUUCACCUUGACCGUCUGGAAGAGCUAUCCCCGAAUGCUUGAACUCCGUGAGAAAGGACUCGGCAACUUUGUGGAAGGAGAACUUAAUCGACCUGGCUCUCCAAGUCCGUCGGCCUGAUUUCAGAUUCCUGCUGCAGGCUUUCAAGCUUGGGUUUUGCUAAUAUCUGAACCGAAGACGGCCAGAAGCCAAGAUUUGAAUCACGACUUGGAAGUUGAUGGCGGAAAUUCACGGGAGAGGAGAUCCAGACCUCAGAGUGGUGCGCUGAGGGUCACCUCUGCGGGUGAAGGAUCUCUGGGACUAGACCUGUGAAGAAAAGACUUUAAAAUAUACACUCCAGAUGGGAGCACAAUAGAGACUGUCUCCUGCGCAUCUCAACCGCUGUUUCCCAAAUAGCCUAGAAAUCACCGCAUAGGUUAUGGGAGCUGGUUAUGCUGCUCCUAUAGAAAAGGCAGGCUUGGUUUGGUUUGAGAGAGGGUCUCUCUCACAUAGCACAGGUUGGCCUUGAACUCACCCUGUAGCUGAGGAUGACCUUGAACUUGUGAUUCCCCUGCCUCUGCCUUUCACGGAGCCCAAGUUAUACAGUACUAAGGAUUGCACACAGAGAUUUGAUCUUGCUAGACAAGCGCUCUGCCAACUGAGCCAUGUCCCCAGCCCCCACCGCGCUUUUCUCUUUUUUUUUUUUUUUAAGUUUACAAUCCUUCAUAUAUUUUUCCCCCUCUCUCUCUUCCAACCUAAGGUUUAUCAAACCGAUAAGAAGAGUUUUCUCUGCAAAGAUAAGUACUAUGGAAGGAAGCUCUCCGUGGAGGGAUUCAGGCAAGCCCUUUCUCAGUUCCUCCAUGAUGGAAUCCGCCUCCGCACCGAGCUCUUGGAGCCCAUCCUGCGUAGGCUGCAGGCGCUGCUCACUGUCAUCAGGAGCCAGAGUUCUUACCGCUUCUACUCCAGCUCCCUCCUCAUAAUCUAUGACGGGGAGCCUCCCCAGACGGCUCCCGCUCCCCAGACCACCCAAGGCAGCACUUCCGGUAGCACUUCCGGUGACCCCGCCAAAGUCGAUGUCCGGAUGAUUGACUUCGCUCACACGACAUACAAGGGCUCCUGGAACGAGCGCACCACUUACGAGGGACCAGAUCCUGGCUAUAUCUUCGGCCUGGAAAACCUCAUCGGGAUUCUGCGGGAUAUCCAAGAGGGAGAGUGAAGCUUCUCGGAACUUUCUGGGAUUUUUCUGGGCUGCAGAAUUUUGCAAAGGGACCCAAGCUAGGGUAGUCUAGAGUCCCCCGUAGGUGUCUCUGUAAUAACCAGAAGCCAGGCGUUGUUGACAAUUGCUACAGAAAUCUGCUCUGCAGUCAGCCACCCCCCACCGGGCAGCUCGCAGCUCCUCUUGGAGCAGCUGGUGAAAGGCACCAUCGUCAAGUGCACAGGAGGGUGUAGCCUGGGUCAGAGGCCCACGCUGUGGUGCUGCAGGGUGCCUGCAUUCCAGACCACUUCUAUGUUGUCAGGCCGCAGUCCUCAACCCCCACAACCCCCACGCGGGAGAAAACCCUGGAAGAAGCCUUGAAGAGUAUUCUGCUUGCGAGGAUCAGCCCCUCCCCAGGCAGAGCUAUGCCGCCUACCUCCUUUGAUGAGUCAUAGGUGGGACAGGCACGAGUGAUCCCAAGUUAAAUGUGAGAGGAAGGGUCUCUGCAGACUUCUGGGGGCGGGGGGGAGGGGGUGGAACUAGCAAGCCUUCCACACUCGUGGCCACAUGAUGUCCCUGACCUGGAAACGCAGCUCCCAGUGGCAGCAGAGUGCACCCACAGAGAAGCCAAUUGCUUUCGGUCCUAUUCCCCAUUUCUAUUUAUUUAUUAUUGUGGGUGCGUGCGUGGGUGGGUGGGUGGGUCAGGGUUGGAAGCAGAGAACCUAGAAGACCAGGAACCCCCUGAUGAUGUUUACAAGCAUGGUGGACACAAGUGAAUAGGAAACCAGAGCGAACGGGUCUAAUGAAUUCCUUCUUCUGCAGCAUUGAAACUUGUUACAAUGCCCUGGAGCCCGGUGCUGCGCUAUGCUCCCCAAUUAGGGAAAUAAAUUUGUUAAUAAAAUUGCUGAGGUCACCAGUGAUUACUGGUACGCCUUAA
Messenger RNA from Rattus norvegicus (Norway rat), 4066 nucleotides. The record is from RefSeq and is a predicted model, not a curated record. Lineage: Eukaryota; Metazoa; Chordata; Mammalia; Rodentia; Muridae.